Molecule: messenger RNA, 5360 nt
Organism: Chionomys nivalis (European snow vole)
Lineage: Eukaryota; Metazoa; Chordata; Mammalia; Rodentia; Cricetidae
Gene: Smc2
Product: structural maintenance of chromosomes 2
Exons: 25
Coding region: 204-3779 (1191 amino acids)
Biological process (GO): chromosome organization
Cellular component (GO): chromosome
Molecular function (GO): ATP hydrolysis activity; protein binding; ATP binding
Source: RefSeq, a predicted model, not a curated record
CGGCACGGUGGUUGGGCUGCGGCGGACGCUGUGCCGGGGAUGCUGGCGUUCGCCCGGUAGCGCCCCGAUCCGGGUCGGGUGGUCUCGUUCUCCGCCUUCGCGCUGUGAGGGAACGGUGCUGGUUUCCCAGGCCCGGGGCGGCUCUGUGGCGGACCUCGCUUGUUGCCCAACGGAGGCUUACGAGCCCAAGACAGUGUAGAAUAAUGUAUGUCAAAUCAAUCAUUCUCGAAGGAUUCAAGUCCUAUGCACAAAGGACUGAAGUCAAUGGUUUUGACCCCCUCUUCAAUGCUAUCACUGGUUUAAACGGCAGUGGAAAAUCCAAUAUUUUGGACUCCAUCUGCUUUCUCCUAGGCAUCUCCAACCUGUCUCAGGUGCGGGCUUCUAAUUUACAAGAUCUAGUUUAUAAGAAUGGUCAGGCUGGAAUUACCAAAGCCUCCGUUUCAAUCACUUUUGAUAAUUCUGACAAAAAGCAAAGUCCUUUAGGAUUUGAAGCUCAUGAUGAAAUCACAGUUACAAGACAGGUGGUUAUUGGUGGCAGAAAUAAAUAUCUAAUCAAUGGAGUGAAUGCCAAUAACACCAGAGUCCAGGAUCUCUUCUGUUCCGUGGGCCUGAACGUUAACAACCCUCACUUCCUCAUCAUGCAGGGCAGAAUUACAAAAGUAUUAAAUAUGAAACCACCAGAGAUAUUAUCAAUGAUUGAAGAAGCUGCUGGAACCAGAAUGUAUGAGUACAAAAAAAUAGCUGCCCAGAAAACUAUAGAAAAAAAGGAGGCUAAACUGAAAGAAAUAAAAACGAUAUUGGAAGAAGAGAUUACUCCAACUAUUCAAAAAUUAAAAGAGGAAAGAUCUUCCUACUUGGAGUACCAAAAAGUAAUGCGAGAAAUAGAGCACCUGAGUCGUUUAUAUAUUGCUUAUCAGUUUUUGCUGGCUGAAGAUACCAAGGAGCGCUCAGCUGAGGAGCUAAAGGAAAUGCAGGAUAAAAUAUUAAAACUUCAAGAAGUGCUGUCUGAGAACGAAAAGAAAAUAAAGGCUCUCAAUUGUGAGAUAGAAGAGUUGGAGAAACGAAAAGAUAAGGAAACCGGAGGCGUACUCCGCUCUUUGGAGGAUGCUUUCGCAGAGGCCCAGCGAGUCAAUACUAAGACUCAAAGUGCAUUUGACCUCAAGAAGAAAAACCUGGCCAGUGAAGAAACCAAACGCAAAGAACUAGAAAAAAAUAUGCUUGAGGACUCUAAAACAUUAGCUGCAAAGGAAAAAGAAGUUAAGAAGAUAGCAGAUGGACUGCACAGCCUUCAGGAAGCAAGUCAUAAAGAUGCUGAAGCUUUGGCUGCGGCACAGCAGCACUUCAAUGCUGUUUCUGCUGGUUUGUCCAGCAAUGAAGAUGGAGCAGAAGCUACUCUGGCUGGUCAGAUGAUAGCCUGUAAAAACGAUAUAAGUAAAGCCCAGACGGAGGCCAAGCAGGCGCAGAUGAAGUUGAAGCAUGCCCAGCAAGAGCUAAAGAACAAGCAAGCAGAAGUUAGGAAGAUGGAUAGUGGCUACAAGAAGGACCAAGAAGCUUUUGAAGCUGUAAGAAAAGCUAAGGAAAAACUUGAGACUGAAAUGAAGAAACUAAAUUAUGAAGAAAACAAAGAGGAGAGGCUUCUGGAAAAGCACAGGCAGCUCUCUCGUGACAUCAAUAACCUGAAAGGAAAUUACGAAGCUCUCUUGGCCAGAUUUCCAAACCUUCGGUUUGCAUACAAGGAUCCUGAGAAGAACUGGAAUCGGAAUUGUGUGAAAGGACUUGUAGCUUCUCUGAUAAAUGUAAAAGAUAAUUCUGCAGCCACAGCUCUGGAAUUGGUGGCUGGUGAGCGACUCUACAAUGUAGUAGUAGACACAGAGGUUACUGGUAAGAAGCUACUAGAAAAGGGGGAGUUGAAGCGUCGGUACACAAUCAUUCCUCUGAAUAAAAUUUCAGCCCGAUGUAUUGCUCCUGAAACUCUGAAGGUCGCUCAGAAUCUUGUUGGCCCUAACAACGUCCAUGUAGCUCUUUCCUUGGUUGAAUAUAAACCAGAACUUCAAAAAGCAAUGGAAUUUGUCUUUGGAACAACAUUUGUUUGUAACAACAUGGAUAAUGCCAAAAAAGUGGCCUUUGAUAAAAGGAUAAUGACUAGGACUGUGACUCUUGGUGGUGACGUGUUCGAUCCUCAUGGGACAUUGAGUGGAGGUGCCAGGUCCCAGGCAGCUUCUAUUUUAACCAAGUUUCAAGAACUCAAAGAUGUUCAGGAUGAACUGAGGAUCAAGGAGAAUGAGCUACAGGCUCUAGCAGAAGAAUUAGCAGGUCUUAAAAAUAUUGCUGAAAAAUAUCGCCAACUGAAACAGCAAUGGGAGAUGAAGACCGAGGAGGGAGAUUUGCUGCAAACCAAACUUCAGCAAAGUUCUUACCAUAAACAACAAGAGGAAUUAGAUGCACUUAAAAAGACCAUUGAGGAAAGUGAGGAAACAUUAAAAAACACCAAAGAAAUCCAAAAGAAAGCCGAAGAAAAGUAUGAGGCAUUGGAGAAUAAAAUGAAAAAUGCAGAAGCUGAAAGAGAGAAAGAACUAAAGGAUGCUCAGAAAAAACUGGAUUGUGCCAAAACAAAGGCAGACGCAUCUAGCAAGAAAACGAAAGAAAAGCAACAGGAAGUUGAAGCUAUCACUCUGGAGCUGGAAGAGCUCAAAAGAGAACAUGCUUCUAAUAAACAUCAGCUUGACGCUGUGAAUGAAGCCAUCAAAGCCUAUGAAGGUCAGAUUGAAAUGAUGGCAGCUGAGGUAGCUAAAAAUAAGGAAUUAGUAAAUAAAGCUCAAGAAGAGCUGACAAAGCAAAAAGAAAUAAUAACGGCCCAAGACAAUAUAAUUAAAGAAAAAUGUGCAGAAGUGGCUAAACACAAUUUACAGAACAAUGAUUCUCAACUUAAGAUUAAGGAGUUAGACCACAGCAUCAGCAAACAUAAGCGUGAAGCCGACGAUGCUGCUGCAAAGGUAUCCAAAAUGUUGAAUGAUUAUGACUGGAUUAGUGCUGAGAAGCACCUCUUUGGUCAACCUAACAGCGCCUAUGAUUUCAAUACAAACAACCCGAAAGAAGCUGGUCAGAGACUUCAGAAGUUACAAGAAGUGAAAGAGAAGCUAGGAAGAAGUGUCAACAUGAGAGCUAUGAAUGUCCUGACGGAAGCCGAGGAGCGGUAUAAUGAUUUGAUGAAGAAGAAAAGAAUUGUAGAAAAUGACAAAUCCAAAAUCCUUGCCACUAUCGAAGAUCUUGAUCAGAAGAAAAACCAGGCCCUAAAUAUUGCUUGGCAAAAGGUAAACAAAGACUUUGGCUCUAUUUUUUCUACCCUUUUGCCUGGUGCCACUGCUAUGCUUGCACCACCAGAAGGACAGACAGUUUUAGAUGGUCUGGAGUUCAAGGUUGCCUUAGGAAAUACAUGGAAAGAAAACCUAACUGAGCUUAGUGGUGGUCAGAGGUCUCUAGUGGCUCUGUCACUAAUAUUGUCCAUGCUCCUCUUCAAACCCGCUCCAAUUUAUAUCUUGGAUGAGGUGGAUGCAGCCUUGGAUCUUUCUCACACGCAGAACAUUGGGCAGAUGCUGCGGACACACUUCACACAUUCUCAGUUCAUUGUGGUGUCCCUCAAAGAAGGUAUGUUCAACAAUGCAAACGUCCUCUUCAAAACCAAGUUUGUGGAUGGUGUUUCUACAGUAGCUAGGUUCACUCAGAGUCAAAAUGGGAAGAUUCCAAAGGAAGCAAAGUCCAAAGGAAAAGAACCCAAAUGAACAUGUGCUGGAAGUUCAGAGAACAGACUUCUUACCUUGGCCUGCUUUUACACAUUAAUGUUCAAGAAUUUGGGUCUAAGUUGUUUAUAUAAUAACAUCAUCAUUAUUUUACUUAAGUCUUCUUUUUAUCACUUGUAAAAGAAUAGAUUCCUCUUUUCUUGCCUAGUGUGAUUAUGAUCUAAUUAUUGUAUCUAUGAUUACAUGAAUAUCAUCAACUUUUUUUUUACUUAGAAAAAUCUUUUUAUGUAUUAAGGAACCUGAGAUAUGCCUCGCUGUUAAAUUCUGAUGCAAAAGCCAAAAUAUAAAGAAACAGAUGAAGUUAUAGGAAAACUAUAGCUGACAACAUUUAACUAGUUUAAUUUCUAAGGGCAAUAUUAAUGAAUUUUCUUUUGCUUAUAAAAUCAUUUGAGUCUAGAAUAUUUAUAAAGCAUGUCUCUGACCAGCAAAGGGAACACAGCAAUGAUGGAUGCACUGAGCUGAGACCAGUCCUGUGGGAAUACCAUGCCAGAUUCUCAGAUGGGAAAUGGAGAUUGAGAAAAUGUUUCACUUUAAUGGUGUUGGGCUAUCAUGUUUGUAUAUGUGUGAUAAUUGAUUGGUCUUUGGGAAUUUUAAUAGAAGCUUGGGGAGAAAUGUGCUGCACUGUUUUACACUUGUUUCCCUUGGUAUUACUUUAUCUAAAGUCCUCUAAUAUUUUUUCAAGGUUUUUGUCAGAUUUUUCAUAAUCCAAUCAAUAGCCUUUUGGUGAAUAUAGGACGUAGCAGAUUAAGUGAAAAAUAUAUUUUGUAAGAAUCUGAUAAACCUAAAUCUGUCUUUUCUACCAAAAUAGCCCAAAGGCUUGAUGAUUGAUUUAAUUAGUGCCUUCUGCCUGUCCUGAUCAAAUGGUGAGACUCCUUUAGGAAAGCAGGAGGCGGAGCUAAUACCUGAGAUCCUCACUUGCAGUCUCUCUAGACAAAAUUCCACCUCAACAACACCUCCACACUUGGAAUCCUCAGAACUCUGAUGUGAUCUAAUCUGAUUUUACAUAUUUUGGUCCCAUAUUUCUUCCUGAUAUAUAAGCUUUAGUUGCUUGAUGUUCUACUUUUUCUCAUAUAUUUUACAAACCCUGAGUUGGACAUUUCUCAAACUUCAUUUGCCAUACAUAUCUGUGAUGCCCUUAGGUAAUUUGUACCCUGGGACAUAUUAGAAAUGAUUUCGUCUGGAGUAGUUCUGUCUACUUUGGGAGAGAAGAAACUAAGCUGUAAAUACUGACCUACAGACAGUAUUGAUCACAGAUAAUGGACAUUUCCCCAAGGUAUUAUAAACUGUUGGUCAAAACAGUUGUGUCUAGUCACAGUAUCAGUCAUACAGUAUUCUAAUUUGAUCACAAUCUAAUCAAUGCAAACUGUUAAUAUUUUAGAUUAUGCAGUUAUAAAAUAGCAUUGAAUUGCUGUUUUAGCCAACAUUUUUAAAAUCACUUAUAAGGUUGACCAUUUUAUGUGUUUUCCUUUCUUUGACUAUAAAUUAUUUCCUUGUAUGCUUUUUUUUUGUAUUAUGUAUAAUUUUGCUUUUUGAAAAUUCUUGUGCAUAUAUUAAAUUUCUGUA